Molecule: messenger RNA, 5101 nt
Organism: Camarhynchus parvulus
Lineage: Eukaryota; Metazoa; Chordata; Aves; Passeriformes; Thraupidae
Gene: TPCN2
Product: two pore segment channel 2
Exons: 25
Coding region: 39-2285 (748 amino acids)
Biological process (GO): transmembrane transport; monoatomic ion transport
Cellular component (GO): lysosomal membrane
Molecular function (GO): monoatomic ion channel activity; voltage-gated channel activity
Source: RefSeq, a predicted model, not a curated record
CCGGCUCUGGUGCGGCGGCAGCGCGCUCGGUGGUGCCGAUGGAGGCCGGUGCUGAGGCGGAGCCGCUGCUGCCCCCGCGGCGCUGGCAGGCGGGCCGCGGGCUGUGGCGGGAGCGCGGCGGUGCCCGCUCGGCCGCCGAGGACGGUGCUGGAGCUGAUAAUGACCUUUAUAUAAACCAAGCCAUAGUAUUUAUUGAAGAUGCAAUACAAUACCGAUCUAUAAAUCACCGUGUGGACUCCAAAUCCCUGUGGCUUUAUCGAUGGUACUAUUCCAGGACUUGCCAGUGGAUUUUGAGCUUAACCAUUACUGUAAUCUUGGCUUUGGCUUUCAUUGAAGAGCCUUCCUCGCUCACCAUCACGUCUGAUGUGCGCUACCGCCUUCCCGCCUGGAAUCCUCCCUGUGGCCUCACGGAGAGCGUGGAGCUGCUCUGCCUCCUGGUGUUCGUGGUUGAUGUGUCUGUCAAGAGUUACUUAAUUGGAUGGAAAGAAUUUUGGAAAAAUAAAUGGCUAAUGGCUUAUAUACUGACAUUAAUUGUUUCCCUUGUUGAUUGGAUUGUAUCACUGAGUUUUUUCUGCAAAGAGAGUGUGAGAAUAAGGAGAAUCCUUCGCCCCUUCUUUCUCCUCCAGAAUUCCUCUAUGAUGAAGAAAACAUUAAAAAGUAUCAACAGCACAUUGCCUGAAAUGGCCAGUGUUCUUCUACUACUGGCUGUUCAUCUGUCUCUCUUCACCAUGUUUGCCAUGCUGCUCUUUGCUCGAACAAAGGAUAACCAGCAGGAUAAGGAGUGGGUGGUGUAUUUCCGGAAUUUGCCGGAUUCCCUGACGUCACUGCUGGUCCUGCUGACUACUGCAAAUAAUCCUGAUGUGAUGAUACCUGCAUAUUCUAAGAAUCGAGCAUAUUCAAUCUUCUUCAUCCUCUUCACUGUAUUAGGCAACUUGUUUUUGAUGAAUUUGCUUACAGCAAUAAUAUACAACCAGUUUCGAGGGUACCUUCUGAAAUCAGUUCAGUCCUCCCUCUUCAGGAGGCGGCUGGGAAUCCGGGCUGCGUUUGAGGUGCUGUCUUCCCUGAAAGAGACUCCUGCUAGUGCACAACAGUCCUGUGUCAGUGUUGGGGCCUUAAUACAGGUGCUGCAGAAAGCUGAGAUGGAUUCUCGCUGCAAACAAGCCAUAAUGAGAUCACUCAAAAUGUGCUCCUGUGACCAGCUGUCAGCUGCCCAGUUCCAGAAGCUCUUUGAAGAGCUAGACAAAGAUGCCAUCAAGCAACACCCUCCCAGUCCAGAGUACCAAUCCCAUUUUAUGCAGAAAGUGCAGUUUGCCUUUGGCCAUCCCUACUUUGGCUACUUGGGGAAUGUGGUAGCCCUGGCAAACAUUAUUUCUAUUUGUGUGGUUUUGGUGAUGGAUGCAGAUAAGCAGCCAUCUGAAAGGGAUGACUUCUUCCUGGGGGCUAUCAACUGCUUCUUCAUCCUGUACUAUCUGCUGGAAAUGUUGCUGAAAAUCUUAGCCAUGGGCUUGAAAAGAUACUUGUCUUACCCAAGCAAUAGAUUUGAUGGACUUCUGACUGUAAUUUUGCUGAUUUUGGAGAUUGCAACUUUUGCUGUGUAUGGAUUUCCUCACCCUGGCUGGAGGCCUGAGCUCAUGGGCUUGCUGUCCCUGUGGGAUAUGGUGCGCCUGGUGAACAUGUUAAUUGUCUUCAGGUUCCUGAGGAUUAUCCCCAACAUGAAGUUCAUGGCUUUGGUGGUUACUACGCUGCUGGAUCUGGUGAAAAACUUAAGAGCCUUUGCAGGAAUCCUUGUGGUGGUUUUCUAUGCAUUUGCUAUAACUGGCAUAAUGCUGUUUAAAGGUGCUGUUGUUCCCUUGGGAAAUACCAGUGCUGCCAACACCACAAAUUAUAAUGGCACUCUGCAGUGUGGGACCUAUGAACAGCUGGAAUAUUGGCCCAACAACUUCGAUGACUUUGCUGCAGCAGUGGUGACCCUCUGGGAUGUGAUGGUGGUGAACAACUGGCAAGUCUUUUUGGAUGCAUUUUCAAGAUAUUCAAGUCCGUGGGCAAAUAUCUAUUUUGUAGCCUGGUGGUUGAUUUCCUCUGUCAUCUGGGUUAAUCUCUUCGUAGCUUUACUUCUGGAGAACUUUAUUCACAAGUGGGACCGUCGCUGCCAGAGAGAGUCUCUUUCAGAUAUUGAAUACCAGAGGACAGUUGAACUCAUGUUCAGAGAUGUUUUGGAAGAACCUACAGAGGAGGAGUUGAUGGAAAAACUACACCAGCACCCACACCUGCACUUAUGUAGGUGACUGGUGGGAAGGACUGAUUUAUUUAGACCUCUGUUUUCUUGAGGUUGUCAACUGGAAGAAACUGAAUGGAUUUUCUGUGAGAUGCUGUUAGGAGAGGGGCUUGUAGGACACUAUGUGAGAUUUUGCUUGGGAAUUUUCUGCAGAAAGGUUUUUUUAUUUUGGGUUCAUAUCUUUUUUUGGAAAAUAUUUGAAUCCUGCUAACUUGAUUUUAAGUUGCAAUUUCAGAAGGAGUAUUGCAGCUGUUAUUUUUAUAGGGUGUUGAUAUCCGAAGGUUUUAUUUACUUUUUUUAAUAGGAAAAGUCUCUUUAAAAUGACAGUGCACUUUAAAACAUGAACUUUAUAACCACUAAGACUGCUACUUUUUUUAGCACAAGAAAAUGGAAAAUGGAGCUGCCUUUUUUGGCAGGCAAGUGUGGCAAGGGCUGCACCCUGCGAUUCGUGAAUGGAUUAGGCAGGACUAGAACAAAAUCCUUAAUCUUCUUCUAGUGAGAGCUGAAACACUAUUUUUAUUGUAAUGUGACACCAGCAUAUAUUACUAAAUUUUCGGGAGUUAAUCAUGUCGGAGCACAAUCAAUUCCAGCUUAGUAACAGGGACUGCCUACUAUGCACAUCCUCUGUUUUUCUUUGCUUUCCAUGGGGGGUUCAUGCUGGUUGUGCCAUUCAGGUGGCUGAGAGCAGUUAGAACCUGGACUGGAGCAGUUGCACUCAUGGUUUUCAAUGUGGUAAAACUAAGCUCUCUUUCAGAGUCAGUAUUCUCAUGUUGCUCUUUACUGAACCUCUUCCUUUUACUUUCUUCCAAGUCCUGUUCUACACUGUGUUGUAUUUCAUGAAAAAGCUGAGGGGAAUCAGCUUUGGCUGGAAUGUUGUAUGUACCAUGAUCACUGGAGUUGCCCACUCAAAAGGGGAAGAGGAAAAAAAGGUUUGAAUGGGAUAAUCAAAGUGCUUAACUGUUGAAAUUUUAAUUCAAGCCUGUGGGAAUUGAAGGUGCUCAACCAGUAUUGCAGGAUCACAUUCCUUUAUGGCUUAACAACCACAUGCUGUGUUACCACUAAGUUUCACCAGGGUAAAACUUUUUGGGUAAAUAAGUUUCUCAACAAAUCCAAAGUGGAGGAUUUGCAGUAAGCUGUGUCCACAUGCUUUUUGCUAUCCCCUAGUGUUCCUCUAUAAAGGGGUUUUUGCUUGAAUCUCUUGCCAUGUAACUAGUAAACUGCUGUGAAAAAUAGAAUCUACCACAAAUACUGGUUUUAUAUGUAAAAAUGAAAUUGCCCUUUGGGGCACUGCCUUCUCAUUGAGACACUUGUCACCAAAAUAGACAUUAUUGUUGUCAUCUCUGUAUUGACAAAGGCUUGGGGGAGGUAAUUGGCUACUAUUUAUAAGUUCCUUGAUUCUUUUUUUAGCUAAAAAAUGUUUUUCAGAAGUGCCAAGCAGUCACCCUCUGUACCUUUCCUCAUCUUUUUUCAUCAGUUGCCAUUUCUCUCUGUUCUGGAUGAAAGAGAGCAAAAUAUCAAGGAUGAUGGUGCUGAUGUUUUUAUUGAGGUCAAAACCAUAUUUUUACCUUGUUGUCUCACUGCUCAGAAAUUGCUUAAUGAUCCUUGUGAGUUUCUUUACCUUUCUGCCUGCAUUUUCUUUGUGCUGUGGAGCAAAAUAUUUUGUAGCUUUCAUAUGUGUGGGACAAAUGUGAGCUGAGUUCUGAGCUACUCCUGCAGUUUUUCUUGCUUCUGUAAUCCUGCCUCUUAAGCCAUGCCCUUUUCUGUGUGCAGUCUCUUGUCUCUGUUCCAGAUUAAGCCACUUGCACUGGUUUCAGUGGCCUCAUCAUGCUUAUUUUCAGUCAAGCACUUAAAACACUCAUCAUGGCAACCUGAUAAAGGCAUCAGCACACCCUUUUCCUGGUUUUGAGUUUGUUCUGUUCAGUAUGGCUUCGUGUAAGGACGGUUUCUGUUCCUUCUAGUGUCAUGCAUAAUCACUGCCACCAAUGUAUUGUGUCUUAUUACACAGUGGUUAAAUGCUCUUAUUUUACCUUUUUACUAAAAAAAAAAUUGUUUUCCACUUUUCUGAAUACUUGAAGUAACUUUGCCUUGCCAAAAUGAAGUGUCUGGUUCUUAUCAGCUUACAAGUUUGAUUAUUUUUUCUGUUUUUUCUGGCCUCUUAAGGUUCUUUGGGGUUUUGUGGUUGUUUUUUUGGUGGUUUUUUUUUUUUUUUGCCAUUACUUUACAACAUUACACUACAAUCUACCAAAGCAACACAAAUUGGUGUGGGAUUACCAUAAACAUCACAACUGUUUCCAUUAUGGCAUCUUUACAUCUGGAUAAAUGUGGAGAAGGUGUUCUGAAGGGAAUAGUCCGUCUUGUUCUUGUUUCACGCUUGUGUAAUUGACUGAAAGUGUAACUAGAAUUUAAUGCAAAAUUGUGCUACCUAAUGUCACUUGAACUGGAAGAUGUAAAUGACCACAAAUCUUAUGCAAUAAUUGUACAAAUCAUGGAAAUGAAUGUACAUCACUAGGUAAAAUUUGAGGUUUGCAUUAUUAAAAAUAAUUUUUCCUUCUUGAACCAUGAAAAUAAUUGGGGUGUUGAAAUGAUUCCUGUGGUUUGUUUUUGCCUUUCCCUUGUUACUGAUUUCUGCAGUGCCAGACAUUUCUGUUCCCAUUGUUUUUGCCAGAUAAAGGCUGGGCCCAUGGAGGAGGUUACGUGCAAGAGAGAUAUGUAAGUGCUUGGUUUCAAAAUGCAGAGCUAAAGGACACUGCUUUGUUAUUUUCCAAUUCUGGAGGCACAUAGCAUCCUCUGUAGUACUUGGCACACCCAGUUUUAAGGUGAUACCUC